This is a messenger RNA of Astyanax mexicanus (Mexican tetra), 2377 nucleotides long. RefSeq names its product dynein, axonemal, light chain 1 (gene dnal1). The transcript is spliced from 8 exons. Gene Ontology annotation, molecular function: protein kinase binding. NCBI's taxonomy places the organism in Eukaryota, Metazoa, Chordata, Actinopteri, Characiformes, Acestrorhamphidae. The record is from RefSeq and is a predicted model, not a curated record. Bases 114 to 695 code for a protein of 193 amino acids. Gene Ontology annotation, cellular component: cytoplasm.
UAAUAAAGCUUAUGGAGCGGCUCGUGUUUACAGGGACGGGGGCCGCCCAGUCUGCGCAUGCGUGUUUAAAACCCUGACAGCCCCAUAGCAACAUAGCAACCGCCGGAGACAACAUGGCUAAAGCAACUUCUAUUAAAGAGGCUUUGGUGAAAUGGGAGGAGAAGUCUGGUGAGAAAGCAGCCGAUGCCAAAGCAGUGAAGCUAUUCGGUCAAAUACCUCCCAUCGAAAAGAUGGACGCUUCCCUGUCAACCCUCGUCAACUGCGAGAAUCUGUCACUGUCAACAAACUGCAUUGAAAAAAUUGCCAACUUGAAUGGGUUAAAGAACUUAAAGAUAUUGUCCUUGGGCCGUAACAACAUCAAGAACCUCAAUGGACUUGAGGCAGUAGGGGAUACACUGGAGGAACUGUGGAUCUCUUACAAUCUCAUAGAGAAGCUGAAGGGAAUCCACGUCAUGAAGAAGCUGAGAGUUCUGUACAUGUCCAACAACCUGGUCCGGGAGUGGGCGGAGUUUGUAAAACUGGCAGACAUCCCAUCCCUGGUAGACCUGGUGUUUGUUGGAAAUCCUCUAGAGGAGAAAUAUUCUGCUGAGGGCACGUGGAUAGACGAGGCCACCAAAAGAGUCCCCAGUCUAAAGAAACUUGAUGGGACUCCAGUGAUCAAACAGGAGGAGGAGGAGAAGGAGGGCGAGAGUUAGCUACACCUCCGGCUUUAACCCUUUUUUUAAUGGUACAGUUUUUUAUAUGAGAGAAAAAAGAGUUUUUGAAAUUAAAGCAAAAUGAAGGUUUAUAUGUUAACACAAUCUAUAUUUAUUGAGGCUUAAAAGCUAAAGCCACUUUCUUAAAUCAAACAGCACACUGCAGCUCCUGUUAAAUAGUUAAUAAACGAGAGUCUCGAAGUCUCUAACAGAACGAUUAGGGCUGUCACGAUAAUUACAAUAUUUUUGUUUAGGUUUAUUUUUUCUUAGCAAGAAAAGCACAUAAAGAAAACAGCAUGUAUAUUUGAUUUCAUUUUUAUUUAUUUAUUUAGGACAGCCUCCCUCUAUCACAUUUUUAGGACAGUAUAUCAUCUAAACGAAUAUUGUUAUUGUGACAGUCCUAAUAAUGUUACUAAUGCACUGCACAGAUUUUUGGCAUUAUGUAGCUUUCUGUAGUCGUCACUGUGACUGGAUACUUCAGCCUCAAGAGGCUCUGGGGCUAACAUUUUAAACUUAACAGUUAUUUAAAUUUUUAAAAAAUGUUUUAAGGGUUAUAAAAGUUGAAAAAUUAGAUCUGUGCAAUAACGCUGCUGUUAAAAUGAUAAAGUUUGCAUAAUUGACUGUGUAAACUUAAGAGUUGAAUAUUUAUUCAUUUGUAACAACACCGCACUAAACCUGGGUCCAGAUGUUAUUGUAAAGAGAUGGAGGGCAUCGCAGAAAUAAUCGUUGACUAAUUGAAAUAAUAAUUAAGAAAUUAUUCGACUUCCAAAAUAAUCAUUAGUUGCAGCUUUAGUUAAAAUGGAUAUACAGCUCUGAAAAAAGAGACCACUUCAGUUUCUGAAUCAGUUUCUCUCAUUUUGCUAUUUAUAGGUAUAUGUUUGGGUAAAAUGAAAAUUGUUGUUUUAUUCUAUAAAUGUUUUAAGACAAUGAAAAAUUCAAGCAGUUCAGCUUGGUUUGAUGGCUUGUCAUCAUCCAUCUUCCUCUUGAUAAUAUUCCAGGUUUUCAAUUUGGUAAAAUCAAAGAAACUCAUCCUUUUUAAUUGGUGUAUUUUUUUCAGAGCUGUAUAUGCUUUUUAUUAAAUAUGUCACAUAAAAAAACCCAAGGCAGUUCAGUCCCAGAUGUGGACGCUGUUUUAAAGUGAAAUGUUUUAUUCUUUCUGGUUCCAAUUAAACAACAUAAGAAUAAGAAUCUGACAAUGCAAAAGGUUUAUUUAUCUGGUAUAAAUUUGUAUGUUGUACUACAUUAAGCCUCCGCUGCACACUGUGCUGUUUUUAAUAAUCUGAACUUUACUAAAACAGAACAAACAGAUAAGAACCCUUUUUAGCGAUUUUCCAAAGUAGGACUGUUAUUGUUUUGAUGAAGAAUCUGGUUUGUUUUUCUCAUUUUUCUAGACUUUUUGUAACAUGAUUUUUUACUUUAUUUAGUGCAAUUCUAUUUUAAUUCUGUAGGUGUGUUUUUGACAUUGCUAUUGAUGUGUGAUUGUAAAUGAUAAUUAAUUUGUCUUUUUGGAGAGAUUGUAAUAUUGCAAUAAAUGCCGAAGACAGUACAUUUUUGGCUUUGUAUUAAUGGAUUUAACUUGUACUCGGCAUGACGACCUGUUUUCCAAAAUGUUUAUUUGUAUAUUAAAAAAACUCCUAAAAAUAAAAGAACAAAAAUAAAAUACUAUAAUAAAACAUGUUAAA